This is a messenger RNA of Daktulosphaira vitifoliae (grape phylloxera), 920 nucleotides long. RefSeq names its product U4/U6.U5 small nuclear ribonucleoprotein 27 kDa protein-like. Gene Ontology annotation, biological process: RNA splicing. The record is from RefSeq and is a predicted model, not a curated record. The coding region runs from base 165 to 791 and encodes 208 amino acids. Lineage: Eukaryota; Metazoa; Arthropoda; Insecta; Hemiptera; Phylloxeridae. The transcript has 2 exons. Gene Ontology annotation, cellular component: precatalytic spliceosome.
UAUUAUUUUUUAAAGAAUGAUAUGUAAACAAAGAAAUGUAUAUCAUAUUAGUAAAAAGAUCUUAACAAAUUAAUGUCAGUACUUAGGAAAAUAUUAUAAAUUAAAAAAAUAAAUUAUAAACAAAUUUUUAAUCAUAUUAUACGUACGUCUAUGAUCCAAGAACUAUGAGGGAACGAGAGCGAUAUAAAGAAAGUAAACGUGAUCGAUCUAAAGAAAGAAACCGAGAUCGAUCAAAAGAAAGAAACCGGGAUCGAUCUAAAGAAAGAACCAGAGAUCGUUCCACUAGUGUUACUAAAACUCGUAGAGGUCGAUCUCGUAGUAAUUCACCUCGUUCAAGGCGUGAAAUUGGUGAUCAUUCCAGAAGUCUUUCUAGAUCACGUAGGGGUCGUUCCAGAAGUAUUUCUCCACGUUCUAGACGUGAUAUUAGAAAGAGAAGUCGUUCUCACCAAAGAUCUAGAUCACCCAUGAGGCGUCACUCAAGAGAUCGACGUCGAUCAAGAAACCGUGAUUUACGAAGAUCAAGAUCUAGAUCUCUUAAAAAAGAUAAAAAAUCUAACAGUCGAUCUGUUCAACAGUCAGCUCCUAAAGUUACAGAGGAGGAUUUACGAGGAAAAACUAUGGAAGAACAAGAAAUGAUGAAAAUGAUGGGAUUUUGUACAUUUGAUUCAACUAAUGGUAAGGCAGUUGAAGGUAAUAAUAUUGGUGAUGUUCAUGUAAUCCUAAAAAGAAAGUAUCGUCAAUAUAUGAAUCGUAAAGGUGGAUUUAAUAGACCAUUAGAUUUUGUAGCUUAAAGUUAAAUGUUCUUUUAUAACUUUUAUUGGUAACAGAUAAAUUCAUUGAAAUUGUAAAUUUAUUAAAUUAUUCUUAUUUGAUAUUUUAUGAUUUUCUUUGUAUAAAUAACAUAAAACAAUAUUAAUUGC